Messenger RNA from Mercurialis annua (annual mercury), 818 nucleotides. RefSeq names its product flowering-promoting factor 1-like protein 2. Gene Ontology annotation, biological process: regulation of flower development. The transcript has a single exon. The coding region runs from base 323 to 661 and encodes 112 amino acids. NCBI's taxonomy places the organism in Eukaryota, Viridiplantae, Streptophyta, Magnoliopsida, Malpighiales, Euphorbiaceae. The record is from RefSeq and is a predicted model, not a curated record.
UUCACAGUGAUUGACUUUUGAUGAAAAAUGAAGAUUCUUGAUUGCAAAAGAGAAAACAGAGAUUCCUUCAUCUUCUGUAAUGCAGAUGGUACAUGUGCCCUAAAUCACAUCCUCCAAGAAUCUCUGUACCCUCUUCUUUAAACCCAUUCGGACCCACUCUAUCUAUAUUCUCUACCUUAACCCCAACAUCCCUAUUUUUAUUUGUUUUUUUGCUGCUAUAUAAACCCUCCAAUCUCUUCUUCAUCAAUCAUCCACUUCCAAAACCCUAAACUACACCAACAAACUAAAACAGUAGUCAUUUAUUAUAACACAUUAUUUAAAAAUGUCAGGAGUUUGGGUAUUCAAAAACAAUGGAGUAUUUAGGUUGGAGAAUCCUGGAGCUGAAGAGGGGAGGCAAGGAAGUGUCUCGUCGAGAAGAAAUAAGGUUUUGGUGCAUUUGCCGAGCGGUAAAGCUGUAACAUCCUACUCUUGUCUGGAGCAAAUCCUGAGAGGUUUAGGUUGGGAGAGGUAUUACGGAGGAGACUCUGAUCUCCUCCAGUUCCACAAGCGCUCUUCCAUUGACCUAAUCUCUCUUCCGUGGGAUUUCUCAAAGUUCAGUUCUGUUUACAUGUACGACAUAGUGAUCAAGAACCCUCAUGUCUUCCAUGUCCGUGAUAUGUAACCAACCUAGCUACCUCCUCAUUUAUAUAUUAGUCUCUGUAUAACAAUGCUUUGAAUUUAAAUUGCUUAUGUGUUCUGUAAAAAUGUGAAGUCAACUAGCUAGCAAGGAAGCUGGGAUCGGGAUUUUUACAAUAAAGUGGAAGCUGUACUAAAAUAUG